UUCAUGGGAGGGCAGUAUGUUCCAAGUUGGCACUUUUCGAGUAGUUUUCUUGUUUUAGAAGAGAAAUGACCACCAUGAGCAUUCUGCGGGCAGCGCUAACCAAAAGUUAAAAGGUGUUAUUAAUUGCACGGAAUCCAAGUGUACCUUGCUGCUCAGGGAGUGGAGGACCUUUUUGACCAGGCCCAGUUGAGCUGGAUAGUCAUCUCCAGUGAAACAUCACUUGAGUAUCUUCUAAUUCUCAUAUUAAAGACAUAGUUGGCUUCUGUAUGUGAUAAAGGUGGCUAGCCAUCAACAGCAGAAAAGCAACCCAAAAAAUAGAAAGGUGAAUACCAAUGAUUUGGGGCUGGCAAAUUCAAACAUUGCUGUUGUUAGCAUGUGUUUUUAUCAUUCAUGUGGCUAGCAGUUGUGGGAAUAAGGAAGAUGACUCAGAUAUAUCUCUGGAACAUGAGAAGGCAAAGUAUUCAAAAGAAGUUAAUGAAAAGUGGAAACCAGAGCUCCGACUUGUGGAGCAAAGCAUCAGCAGCUAUGUUGAGUGUAACAGAGAAAACUGUGGCUGCCACAAAGCUCUCAUCAAGUCUGAUCUUGCAACUUUCAAGGAAUCAAAAAUCACGAAGUCUAUGGUGGAGGAUGCCAUGGACCUUGGAGUGAUAUACCAGAUCAUUGACCACAAGUUGUACCGCCAGACAGACUGCAUGUUUGAGUUCCGUUGCCGAGGUGUCGAGCACUUCAUUCUUCAGCUGGUGGACACGCUGCCCGAUAUGGAGUUUGUCCUCAACACCCGCGACUGGCCGAUGGUGAACCUCCACCAUGGGCGCCGCUUGCCGGUGUUCUCCUUCAGCAAGACGCCUGACUACUGGGACAUCACGUACCCGGCGUGGACCUUCUGGACGGGUGGGCCGGCCAUCUCGCUGUACCCCACCGGGCUGGGCCGCUGGGACCAGCACAUCGUGUCCAUCUCGCGGGCGGCGCGCGCCACGCCUUGGGAGGAGCGUGCCGACCGCGCCUUCUUCCGCGGCUCGCGCACCUCGGCCGAGCGUGACCCGCUGGUGCUGCUAAGCCGGCGCCGGCCGGCGCUCGUCGACGCCCAGUACACCAAGAACCAGGCGUGGCGGUCCGAGAGCGACACGCUCGGCGCCCAGCCGGCCGCCGAGGUGGCACUCGAGGACCACUGCCGCUACAAGUACCUCUUCAACUUCCGCGGCGUGGCCGCCAGCUUCCGCUUCAAGCACCUCUUCCUCUGCGGCAGCCUCGUCUUCCACGUGGGCGACGAGUGGAGCGAGUUCUUUUACCCGCAGCUAAAGCCAUGGGUGCACUACGUGCCGGUGCGUGGGAACCCGACCGAGGCGGAGCUGGAGAGGCUCAUUUUGUUCGCACAGGAGAACGAAGGCGUGGCGCGCGAGAUCGCCAGGCGCGGGCAACAGUUUAUACUGGACAACUUGCGCAUGAAGGACGUGUCGUGUUACUGGAGGAAGCUGCUGGUGAGCUACGCCAAGCUGCUGUCGUACAGGACGGAGAAGAGGCCGGAGCUCAUGGAGGUGCCGUGGAGGGAUUAGGUAGGUGGGGCGUUCCUCCCUUUGAGAUCUGACGUGUUGUGACAUUCCACUGAAGCGUGGACAAGCGAUGUUUGUAGCUGUUACAGGAAUGUUGCGCUUUAGCGUGUCGGCGGCCGCGCAGCGCAACUGUCUCCUGGCAUUAACAUUUGGAAUCGGUGCCUUUUUGCUGUUAUGAUGCACUUAUGAUGGCGUGGGUAUUUCGCAUCAGUGCUUUCUUACUGUUCCGAUAAUCCUUGGCUUGUAACGUAGGCCCGGUAGUUAACCACUUCCCCGAAACCAUGAUCAAAAGUCACGCGUAACGCAUUGUUAAAAACGGGGCUUUUGAAUUCCGCCCUGCUCCAUCUUGCAUUGAAUUCAGAGGUUGCUCCUAAUACCAGCUCGCUAGUGCAGCAGCAUUGCCGCACAAACAAACGCAAAAUCGUCGGCUGUACACAACAAUCACUAAAAACUGCACAGGUGUUCGAUAGCUCGGUUCGCCGCACGAAGCAUAGACCAAACCAGCAUUGACGGCUGGCGUCGUUGGAUUCCCGAUCCCCAGUAUAUCUGCUCCUUAGCUGAACAUGACUAACGCGAUAAUGUGAUGCUGGGCUUAUUCAAUUGGCAUCUUGGAUCGUGCCCGCGCGCCUCCGUAUCAAAUUUGUACGAGUGACGAUGUACACAGCCAAAAAUCUAGGUUCACGCUUAAAAGGAAGUAGACUGGAGAAAUAAGGUGUGAUUGUACGCAAGGCAUCCUGCAUGCACCCAUGACAUGAUGUGUGAAGCGCGGCUAUGGAUUGGAGAAACACUGCCAAUGGCAAUAGCCUCAUUCCUUUAUAUUAACGUGCUCACUCCUUGCGUGCACACAUGUGAAGUGACUAGUUCAUGCCAGUGCUGUAAUUGAGAUAGCUUCGCCAAAAAGUGGGUGGUUCUGUAAAGGGAAAAAUGGCCCAGCAGACCCCAUGACACGCAGAAGGCGGGAUUUCCCUCAGGUUUGAUACACUUUCCUCGCAACUGGGAGAGGCUAUAAUAGCCCUCCUCCAAAGAGAAAAGCGUUACACUGCGACUGGCACCUUGUGCAGCUUGAUCCGCCCUCGCUCGACACUAUUGAAAAGACCGACCUGCGGUACGGUCCGGAUGGGUUGAUUGCCGCUGCUCACCAGCCACGUUUUGGUACGGGAACCGUCCUGCUGUGUGUCUGUUCGCGUUGCGACGGUGAUCUCAGCAUUAAGACGUUGCCUGCGGAGCGGUCCACAAGCCGCCGUCUUCAGCGGGUCUCGCGCGCGUCACGUUUUGCCGCACGGGCUGCAGUACAUAAUUGUAAGUGUUUCGGACAAAGUCUCAGUGACGUAUUUCACCACGAAAGUGCCGCGCGACCGGGGCGUAUGUCAAAUCCGGCGCGUUCCGUUGUAGCGAGAACGGCUCAUCAUUCCGACCCGCUGUGAUGUUCUCGCUGCCGGCGAUGCCGCGUUGCCGGCCGGCAGGCGGGUGUUAUGUGGCGUCCCAGUGGUGGCGUCCUGCGAACCCCACUGGCGGUGUUUUGUGACCGCCUCUGGCGGUGUUUUGUGACCCCAUUGACGGCGUUAUUAGAGCUCCACUGAAGGUGUUCUAUGAACCUCAUUGGCGAUGUUUUGUGACCCCAUUGGCGCCGUUGUUGACCCCAUUAAGGGUGCUGUGCAGUCCACUGUGUCUGGUGAACUCGAUGAGCGGUGGUUUUUUGAGCCCCGUGUGCGGCGCCGCGCGAGCUCCGCUGUCGGCGGGAGAGCGCCAUUGGUGGCAUCGUGUAAGUUGUCUGUAACGUGUGAAGCCUUUGGCAGUGCGGUACGAGCCCCUCCAGCGAAGUAAUAAGUUGCCGUGGACGGUUUUACGUAAGAGCAUGGUUUUGUAUAAGGCUGAUGGUGUAUCGAUGUAGUGAUGGAGCACCGUCAUCAUGUGGCUUCCAAUGCCGAUCUGGUGUUACGGAGGUAGCU
Pollicipes pollicipes is the source of this 3499-nucleotide messenger RNA. Its product is annotated as O-glucosyltransferase rumi homolog. Gene Ontology annotation, biological process: protein O-linked glycosylation; positive regulation of Notch signaling pathway. Bases 333 to 1553 code for a protein of 406 amino acids. Lineage: Eukaryota; Metazoa; Arthropoda; Thecostraca; Pollicipedomorpha; Pollicipedidae. The record is from RefSeq and is a predicted model, not a curated record. Gene Ontology annotation, molecular function: UDP-glucosyltransferase activity; UDP-xylosyltransferase activity. The transcript has 2 exons. Gene Ontology annotation, cellular component: endomembrane system.